This is a messenger RNA of Drosophila innubila, 1626 nucleotides long. RefSeq names its product argininosuccinate synthase (gene Ass). Gene Ontology annotation, biological process: urea cycle; L-arginine biosynthetic process. The transcript is spliced from 3 exons. Lineage: Eukaryota; Metazoa; Arthropoda; Insecta; Diptera; Drosophilidae. The coding region runs from base 16 to 1281 and encodes 421 amino acids. Gene Ontology annotation, molecular function: ATP binding; argininosuccinate synthase activity. The record is from RefSeq and is a predicted model, not a curated record. Gene Ontology annotation, cellular component: cytoplasm.
GAGCAGCUCGUUAAAAUGGUUGUCGACAAAGUUAUUUUGGCAUAUUCUGGUGGCCUGGACACGAGCUGCAUACUCAAGUGGUUGCUGGAGCAGAAGUACGAGGUCAUAUGCGUGCUGGCUGACGUUGGACAGCAUGAAAACUUUGAGGCAGCGCGUCAAAAGGCGCUCAAGAUUGGUGCCAAAAAAGUGAUUGUGGCUGAUGUCAAACAGAGCUUUGUUGAGCACUAUAUUUGGCCGGCCAUCCAAAUGGGUCUUAUCUACGAGGAACGCUAUCUGCUUGGCACCUCCCUGGCACGACCCUGCAUCAGUGUCGCCUUGAUGGAGGCGGCUAGACAGCACGGUGCCAAGUACUUGGCCCAUGGGGCAACCGGCAAGGGCAACGAUCAGGUUCGAUUUGAGCUAUCCGCUUAUGCGUUGCAGCCAGAUCUAAAGAUCAUUGCACCCUGGCGCGACGUAGAGUUUUGUCGCCGCUUUCAAGGUCGCCAGGAUCUGAUUGCCUAUGCGCAGGCUCAUGGCAUCGAGGUGACUGCAAAGCCAGCCACACCCUGGAGCACGGACGCCAACAUGCUGCACAUAAGCUACGAGUCGGGAGUGCUAGAGGAUCCCAGUAUUGUGGCGCCCAGCAGUCUGUACGAGCUGACACUCGAUCCACUCACACAGGCACCACAGAGUGUUAAACGCGUCUGUGUUCUUUUUGAGCAUGGUUUGCCCACGGCCGUGGAGGAUCUGGCAAGUAGUCAAGUGUACAGCACUCCAUUGGAUAUGCUCAGAUUCCUCAAUGAUCUGGGCGGCACUUAUGGCAUUGGACGGAUUGAUAUUGUGGAGAAUCGAUAUGUGGGACUCAAAUCCCGUGGCGUAUAUGAGACACCCGGUGGUACAAUAUUGUACGCGGCGCAUCAGGAUCUGGAGGUAUUUUCUCUAGAUCGCGAAGUUCUGCGCACUAAGCAAAUGUUGCGGGAUCGCAUGUCCGACUAUGUGUACAAUGGUUUUUGGUUUAGUCCUGAGGCACUCUAUGUGCGACGCUGCAUAGAACUGGCUGAGCAGCAGGUCACUGGCCAGGUCACCAUUGAGUUGUCGCCGGGCUACUGUCGGGCUAUUGCCCGCAAGGCAGGCAACAAGGUGGGUUCGCUUUACAACCAGCAGCUGGUAUCGAUGGAUGAGCAUGGUGGCUAUGUGCCACAGGAUGCUGGCGGUUUCAUUGCCAUUAAUGCGGUGCGCUUACGUGAACACGUCCGUGCCUUUGGUGCCUAUCAGACUGAUGAUCAGCAGCAGCUAAAAUAACUGGCGUCCAAUGUAUUAAAUAUAUUGGAAUAUAUCUUUGAUCCUCAAGCAGCAAACCAUUUCGUUUAAUUGACUUUGCGCUUUAUCACAAUACAAUUUCAUUAUGACAGCAAAUCACAUAGAGAAAAAUCUGUUCAGUAUUUCAUAUUCUGUUCGAUUUUCUGGCAACUCUCAACACACAUUUGAUUCUAUGCAAUCAAUUCAUUGCCUGCUCAAUAAAUUGUCCGUAGAAAACAAUAACACUUGAAGACAAUCCAAUUCGUAUUACAUGUACACAUUUCUUUGUAUUUGUAUUUGUAUUUUCUUAUCAAUAAAGCAGCAAAUUUCCAGUGUUCGAUUUCCCAA